AUGGCAGAAAUUGUACGGACGCAUGAACGACGAACGUCGGUGAACGGGAACGAUGAACUCAGGGAAGUAAAAUGGGCGAAGCAUUACUCUUCGAACCACCAAAUACUGUUGGUUGGAGAAGGAGAUUUCUCUUUUUCUAUGAGUUUGGCGAUGUCUUUUGGGUUUGCUUCCAACAUUGUAGCAUCUUCUCUCGAUUCUUAUGAUGAUGUUAUGAAGAAAUACAAGAGAGCAAAAACAAACCUAGAAAUGUUGUGUAAUUUUGGAGCUCAAAUAUUACACGGAGUUGAUUCAACCAGAAUGAAGCUUCACACUGAUCUUAGAAUGCGGAAGUUUGACAGGAUUGUAUAUAAUUUCCCACACGCUGGUUUUUUGGGGAAGGAAAGUGAUGACUUGGUCAUCAUGAAGCAUAGAAAUUUGGUACGUGGUUUUUUGAGAAACGCAAGUGGCAUGUUGCGUCCAAACGGUGAAAUUCAUGUGACACACAAGGCUGCUCGCCCGUUUGACUCAUGGAAUAUUGAAGAAUUGGCAACUCAAAGUGGUUUAACAUUGAUUGAAUGUGUCAAAUUCAAGAUUGAAGAUUAUCCCGGUUACAACAACAAAAGAGGAGCUGGUAGGAAUCCCGACCAGGCAUUUCCUCUAGGGGAAUGCAAUACUUUUAAAUUCAUAGUAACUUCAAAAACCAUGAAACUAAUGCGUCAAAAACCUCAAGAAAUUCCAUUACAAAGAGCGAAUGAACAGAUUGUUAUGAAUCCUUUGCAAAGUGGUGAAUGCUUUUGGAUUUUCAAGGAGUAUUUCAAUCAUGCAAGAUCCACCUUUGGGGAACCUGAUUAUUUUCUUCCGUAUAAUGUUCCGGACAUGCUGAGAUUAGGGUUUGAAAGAUACAAUGCAGAUGAUUGUGGGAAACCGUUGGAUGGUUAUUUAAAUCAUUUGGAAGAGCUUUGGAAUUUAUGCAGAAGGAGGCUAGUAUUCUUGCGAAACAGAUUAUGGGAAAUUGAUCAUCCGUAUUAA
This is a messenger RNA of Lactuca virosa, 1008 nucleotides long. NCBI's taxonomy places the organism in Eukaryota, Viridiplantae, Streptophyta, Magnoliopsida, Asterales, Asteraceae. The record is from the annotation of a GenBank genome assembly.